AUGGCUGUAGUUAAUUUUAGCGUGUGUUUGGUGCUCAUGCUACACCAGUUUUCGGGUGCUUAUAGUGAUGAAAGUUCCUCGGAAUACGCAGAUCUUGGUUUCAUGGAUCUCGGAGGUAACGGACGCACAGACGGGCCGCGCAAGUGCCGACCGAUCGAUGACGUCACGCGGGAUAUUGAUCGGUUCGGUGACGUCACUGGGCCGAUCUACCGCUUAUCGGCGCCAUCUGAUAACGCCGUAUCGGGCGACUUGGCGCCUCGGUGCCCCGUUAAGCCGCAAACGCGGUUGUCAUCGCUUAGACGCGUGACGUACCUACGAUGUUGGAAAACGGAACGAUUCUAUUAUGUAGUUGAUUAUGAAAAAAUAUUCGGCCGACACGUGACCAUGAACGCUGUAAACGAUUGUCAACGU
Molecule: messenger RNA, 411 nt
Organism: Iphiclides podalirius (scarce swallowtail)
Lineage: Eukaryota; Metazoa; Arthropoda; Insecta; Lepidoptera; Papilionidae
Source: the annotation of a GenBank genome assembly